Molecule: messenger RNA, 10658 nt
Organism: Schistocerca cancellata (South American locust)
Lineage: Eukaryota; Metazoa; Arthropoda; Insecta; Orthoptera; Acrididae
Product: mucin-3A
Exons: 20
Coding region: 551-3694 (1047 amino acids)
Source: RefSeq, a predicted model, not a curated record
AGAGAGUCAGCCGCGCGCCAGCCCAGCCGCUCAGUCGCUCGCAGCACGCCGCACCGAGCAGUCGCUGCCUCACUACCUGACCUGCCGCACCGCACGCACAGUCAGAUCUUCACUACGUUGUCCAGAGCCUAAACUGCACCAGCCAACGCAGAGGUACCUCUUGCUGCCAAUUUUUGCCGAUAUACGCAGAGUACACCUCCGAGAAACGCGUACUUCGUGGCCAGUACUGCUGGUUCUGAAAGGAACGAUUACGACGCAGGUGUCACAGUGUGCGUGGAUAAAGAGCGGUUCCUGUCUAGCCGUCGCCCACUGAGUGGUUAUCACUCAAAUAGAGGCAGCCGGGUAUAGGGGAUUCACUCAUUCAACGAGCUGCAUAGGUGGAGAAAUCUGGUUACUGGUAGACUGCGCAACCCGUGACAUCUGUUGACUGCAAGAAAGAUACCGGUUUACCUUGAAGGCAACUUACAGGUUACCGGAACCGUCGACCACACGCGGCUGCGUGCAGAUAAUGUGCUAAGUGUCUCUUCCCUCAAGUGGAAAAGAAUUAACAAUGGAUCCCCUCGUCUUCUUCAUCUGUCUUCUUCAAGUGUGCGCGGCGCAGGGCCCGGUCUACGUGAACCCCGGCUCCGGGGGCGGCCAGCCGGCUGCCGUGCAGAGCACGGGGUCGGCGCCACUCGUCACCCAGACGGUGUACGGCUUCCUCGACUUCACGACCACGAUCGGCAACACCGUCAUGAUCUUCUCGCCGCAGAGCGCCCCGCCGCCAGGAGCUGCGCCGAGUCCGAAGCCGACCACUAAGACGACAGUGAUCGAGACUCGACCGCCGACCACCAGCAGCGCGGCGCCGCCAGCGGCCAUCAAGCCCAGCAAGACUGUCUCCAGCGACCCCACGUCGGAUAAGAAGGCGCGUCCCGCCUCCAACGUGGAGGUGCGCGUCGGCGCUCCGGCCACAGUCGUCUUCUCCAGCGUGGUCGAAGUGCGCAAGCCGGCCGCCUCCAGCAAGGUGCAGGUGCUGACCGGGCCCGCCUCCAGCGAGGUCCACGUCCAGAACAGGCCGCCCUCCAGCGUCGUCCACAUCGUCAAGGCGCCGGUGAGCAAGGUGGAGGUCCGCGGUCCCGCACCGAGCGCCAGCCCUGUGCCGAGGCCCAAAUCGGCGCCCUCGAGCGUGGUCGAAGUGCGCGGCGGCGCCUCCAGCGUCGUCUUCUCGCCCGCGUCGCGGCCACCCCCGCAGCUGCUGUCCUCCGUGGUCGAGGUGUUCUCCAGCUCCUCCAGCGACGACGAGCCGGCGCUCCUGCUCGGCGACAACGCCCUAGAGCCCGAGUACGACUUCCUCUCCAGGCAGCCCUCGGAGGUCGUCGACGAGACCUAUAAGGUGAUUAACCUGAAGCCCAGCAGCAAGUUCCACCUGAAGGGACGCCAGUCGUCGAGCGUACACCCGAACCACAAGUCGUCGAGCAAGCACGUGCUCGUCAGCUCGACGCGGCCUGGCUCGUCGCCCAAGGUGCGGCCGACGCCCGUUUCGUCCUCUGCGCGCAUCCUCAAGACGGCGGCGCCGCGGCCGCGCCCUCAGGCGCAGCAGCUGGAGCCGACGCCGGUGGCCGGCACGCUGGCCGACGAGACGGCCGCGCUGCCCCUGGAGGCGCUCUUCAGCUCCGCGCCGGGCCUCACCCGCAACCAGCGCCGGCCGGCGCACCACCGACCGGGCAAGCACGACGAGGCCGCCGACGAGGCGCACGUCGCCCCCAGCGCCGCCCACGGCAGCCACGGCAAGCACGGCAAGAAGCACUCCUCCGCCCGCCAGCAGGCCGCCAGCGCGGUCAGGCCCACGUCCACCCAGAGGUCCGGCUUCCGCUCCACCAAGACAGGGUCGGGUAACAGCCGCUACUCGAGGCCCGAGGUGUCUACCGUGUCGGUGGUGCACGAGACCAGCACAGUGGCGGCGGGGCGCCGCGGGCAGAACCGCGACGCGGGGGCGCCCGCCGCCCCCAACACUGCAGUUGCAACUAAAGCAUAUAAAAAUGGGCUGGUGGCUGUGGUACUUCCAGCGUCCUCCGCGGCAGAGCACGCCUCCGCCGGCACCAGCGUGUACAAGUUCAAGCUGAACCGGCCGAGCGGCCGCUGGCAGUACAAGACGACGCCCAAGCCGCGCGUCACCAUCCGGCGCGGCCAGCAGGAGGACGAGGAGAACGGCGUGGCCUCCGCAGCGCAGCAGCAACAACAACAGUUCGCCCCCGCCGCCACCCCGCAGCUGCCGCCGCUGCAGCCCGAGCCGCAGGCACUCUCGAGGGCCGACACCGACGCCGACCACGACCUGGAAGGACCGUUGCCCCAGGGCGAGACGGAGCAGCAGCUGGCGUCUGAGGACAGGGCGACACUGGUGUCCAACCCAGACGGAGACGCCUCCCCACCGGUCGCCGAGACCAUCAAAGUCGAGAUUUCCACUCCCGCUGACUUCAAGGACGUCUACUACGAGAUAGCCACCAUCAAAUCGCCGUACACAUUCCAGGUGGGCACGGUGCGCAACACGCGCUUCAUCACGGUGACGUCGACGUUCGAGCGCCUGCUGGAGCCCAGCAAGACGGAGGCGCCCGGCACUGCGCCUGGAGGCGUGCCGACGGCGGCGCCCGCUCCCGCGCCGGAGAACAUCCUCUCGCUGGAGGGCAGCCUGCCGCUGGAGGCGGGCAUGGCCACGCUGCCCGUGCUGACGCUGUCGCCCGGCACCGAGACGCCGCCGCUGCACACCACCACCGAGACCUUCAGCACGACCACGCUGCUGCUCAAGACGCACGUGCUGCCCAUCGUCGCCCCUGCCGGCAAUACCACCAGCAGGUACACGCUGGUGCAGUCGUACCAGGUGACGCGACACGUCACGGCGACACGCACGCUGCCGCCGACGCACCUCUUCCAGUUCGAGGCGAGCCGCGCGCUCACCGACCUGAGCUCGCACCUCGAGGAGGCGGGCUCCGAGCUGCACCUCGAGCUCGACCUGUCCGACAACCACCAGCAGGACGGACAGCUGAGCCGCGAGGACCACGCGCGGCCCAAGAAGGCGCCCACGCCCGCGCUGCUGCUCGACGCCGCCAACAACCAGCUUCAGCCGCUGCCGACGCCGCCCCCGCAGCCGCAGCUGACUCCGGAGCAGCUGCAGCAGCUGGCUCUGCUGCGCUAUCUCAACCCCGGUGCGGCGGCGGCGCUGCCGCAGGUGGUGACCACGUCGCGGCCCGUUCUUCGCAUCGAGACGAUCUUCGACUCGCACGUGGUGCCCGUGUACGACGGACAGAGCACCGUCUUCAGCACGAUCCGCCGGCCCGUGGCCACCGUCAGCAAGACCGAGUUCGAGUACGGCACCGCCACGGUGGCGCCGCAAGCGCCCGCGCCGCAGCCGCCGCUCAACCCGCUCAACCCACUGGCGCCGUUCAACCCGCUCAACCCUCUGCAACCGCAACAACAGUUCGCAGUCACCUCGACGCCAGUUGUCACGCAAACUGUGGUCACCGAGACGGAGAGCAAGAUCUUGAAACUGACGUUCGGCGCAAAGACAGCGUACACGACCCUGACGUCGACGCGCGUCGUGCCGACGCUGCUGACGACGUACGUGACGACGUCCGUUCCCGUGCAGGCAACGGCGCCGCCUGCCGCCGCUUUCCCGGGAUUCUUCCCGUCGCCGUACGCGCAGUUCCCGUUCGUCGGCUGAGCGCGUAGCCAGAACGGGGGCGAAAUCGGCGCCCGAUGCCUGGAGCGGCUCUUCGAGUCGCCGCUACACUCGUCGUAUCGCAGGACACACCACGCAGCCGCCCACCGCGACACACAGCGCUUGCUCAAAAGACGUGCCGUCACAUCGCUGCAUCCCUCUCACAGUGUCGCGGUCAAGUGAUGUGUCUGCGAAGACGGACAUUCAACAGUGUACGCUUUCUGUCAACCCGAAAUACGUCCGCAGUUACCUGUUCAACCUUACUCUACCGUGCUCGGCCAGUGUUCUGGCUCCGCACAACCAUACGUUCGAACGAUAAACGUUAUCGCUGCGUACCAAACCAAAUGUGAGUUAGGUUGUGAAGCAACGAAUCUUCAGCAUCGAAUCAUACGUACUUUCUUCACUUGAGUGUCAUCGGUGGACAUAGAUGCUCUUCAGUUUCUGCGCUCCGAAACUUAAACGGUGAACGCAUUUAUGAGUGUAUAUACAAGUGAUAUGAACUUCUUGUGGAUCUUAGGUAAUAUUUAAGAUCACGCUACAAGUCACGUGGUUUUCUAACCUCCAGUCUUAGUGACAUUUUGGGGUGAAGUCCGUAAAUUGUCAAAGUAGUUGUAAAUCCACAAAUACUUUAUAAAUCUACAGUAUUGUGCUGAUGACGCUAUGAACCAACUAAUUUAGGCUGGAAACGCCUUUGUGUGGGAUUAAAAGUGGUAUUAUACUUGGUAGUCGUAGUCAUAACCAGCAAGAACAGUGAACUUUACGAGUAGCAAAGAGGCAGUUAUUUACCACAGUAGCUGCAUACGAAUGUCUUAGUCAGCUGUGGGAAAUAUGAGAGUGCCUACGUGAAAAGUUUGUGCUCGAAAUGUUGUCACUUUGUCGUAUCACAUGACGUUUCUCGGCCGUUGUGAGUAAAGGACAUCAAAAUCCGUUUUAAACCAUUACCAUCUCUGUGCUGUCGUUAGUGAUGGACCUGAGAUUCCCAAAAAAUCUGUCUCCCACAGCUGUAGUGCACCGUGUGGCUCGUUCAUGCUUUCUAAGACAGAUAUAUUGAAAAGUGUGGUCACAAUUGUAAAAAUAUUGAGUGCUUGCACGUAAUAUAUACUCCCAUGCCGAGUAGGUUCAUUGGGAAAUGUCAAUAAUAGAGGUCCAAUGUAGAAAGAGGCUAAUCAAUUUGUUGCAGAAGGUUGAUAUUUACGAAUAGUAUAGCUUGUUGAAGUAGGGUCACAGCUGUGGCCUUGAUACUACGAAUAUUUUGGGAAAAGGCUAAAAUAUUCUUUUAUGGCGUGAGAGGGGUCUUGUGGGGCUGCAAUCGUUUGGGUCUGUACUCUACCAUUGAUUGGUUUCAGUGGGAAAUACCAGAGUGCCAGAUGCCAGCAACUUGGUAUUAAGUACUUCCGUCGCUUUCAUGUAACGGAGAGGCCUACAAGGUGAACGUGCUGCGCGAUAAUGCCAGGUUAACGGGCCGGUCGAGAGUUCACGUCAGAACUCCGCCGCUCGCGAGGGUGGGGCGGCGCGCGGCGAAUGGGCACGUCCUCACCUUGAACGCGCGGAACAAGUGAAAGACUGCUAGUUAUGUCGCGAAUUUUCAUCAGAAGAAAGUGGGACAAUGGGUCAUUUUCCUGGAGGUCAUUCCGACGCAGUGUCCUUACUUGUGCUCGGUAUCCGUUAUCGGCCGCAAGCCUCCUUCCACUUUCACGCGUCGAAAAAUUUUGGUGACCCCCGCCUAUUGUUUGGUUGACGCCGCGGCCGGAUGGAAGCGAUACCAUCUGCAGACAGGUCGCGGGACAAUCGGCGCGUGUGGACUGCGGCCGGCGGUAACCACUGGAGCAAGAAAUGGCACGCCGACCCGAGGCACGCCCCGGCCGGACCGCAUAACGGAUUUCCUUAAUCCGUGUUAGCGCUUUUUCGUGUUUGGGGGGAGUGGAGACACAAUGCGAGCGCCGGAGAGCCGGUCGUCAGGCGGGGUGCUAAAGAGGCUGCCUCUCGGCGCCCGCAAAAAAGAGAGCGGCCACAAUGGUGCGACCCCAGACCUCAGGCGUGCUAACUACCGGCCAUUGUCGCGCUGCGGCCACUCCGUGCGCUGCGGGCAGCCGCAAAAGGGGCGACCGUGCGCCUUCCGCACCACCGCACAGUAGCACUGCGCGCCACGCCGCUAGAUGGCUCUGCUGCUCCUAACGUUCCAAGACUCCAUGACACCUGGUGACGUUUUUGUUCUUCUACUAUAAAGCGCUAGAACCUGUAUCCCAUUAUUUCUUUAUUACCUCUUCUUAUUCUUCUUCUACUUAGUUUUAUUAUUACCACUACGCGAGAUUAAUUAAUACAAAGCUCACUUUAAAAAAAAAUUACUCCAUUUCUAUUACUUUCACCAUGCCUCUCUGUUUAGAGCAUUCAUCUUGGAUACGCUGCGAUGCUCCAUUAUUUCGUUGAAGUGGUCUUUCCAAAUCGUCGAGAUCUGCUGCAUUUCCAUCUGCCAGAUGGUUUCCAUUCCAAAAAUCGGGACCGGUAGUCUAGCGUUCUCAACAAAUACUACUAUCAGUUUCACGAGUUUAAUUCAACCCCAUCUACCAUUCGUCCUGAUUCUAGUUCUUAUUUCUUAAUUAGCAUUUUUCUUCACAUUCUCGUGUUCCUUCGUAGAUAAUCAAUUUCCACAGCUAUGCACAACCCAUUGUUUUGAUCCACACUACAGGACAGACUCAACCAUUAGCCUAACUACUCUUUUUUUAUUGUUGUUGUAAAUAUUCUAUUUCCAGCAAAAAGAGCUCAUAUACCUUAGUAUUUUUCUCGUUUGAUAUAUUCUCUGUUUUUACUUCUGUAUUACCCAAUCCUCUUUUGUCAAUGUAUGCUCCUAGAUAUUGAAUCUUAUCUAGUCGUCUCACAACUUCCCGUCAUUGAUGUGCACUUGAAAUCUAGUGACACUAAUGACUACAAGAUACUCUGUUUUUGUUAGAGCGAACUGUAGUUCCCAUUUGCCAUGUUCAUGGUAUGAACAUCGUAUCACAUUCAAAAGAUUGUAUUCAACACGAGCUAGACUAGUCUGAUCAUCAGAAAAACUUACUGAGGACACCCUGUACAUGAUCAACAUUGAUUCCCUUCCUCCAUAGCUAUUCUCUUGCUUCAGGAGAGUCAUUUCUACAUAUAAAUUGAACAAGACUGGUGGCAUACAGUAAAGCUGUCUCAAACCUUUUUCUCAUUAAUACGUUUCCAUAACCUGCUGUGCUUUCAGAACUUGAUCAUCUAAAAAUGUGAAGGCCUAAGCAAAAUUAUUCCUGUACUAAACUUUUAACCAACACCACGUCAAGAUGAAGAUGAAAAAGAGUAGACGAAAAGCUAUAUAAUUGCCUUAUUAUAUAGUUUUAUUUAUUUAUGUAAAUCGUCUUUUUGUGUAGCUAUAUGUAUACAGAUCUCUAAGUAUUGCUUCAACUUUAUUAUAAAAACUUUCCGUGGCAGCUGGGCUGCUAAAGAUGUGGACGGAUAUGCGUUUUGCAACAAUAAUCUUCCUGUAUUACUUCCAGAAUCUAGCAAAAACUACAUUACAGGAAAUUGUAGAAUAUCUUUGCUUGAUCCUGUAUAAACUAAUUUAAUAAGUCCAGAUUUUACCAGGGUAUAAAUGGUUGAACUUGUAUCAAUCUUCAUGUCGUGCUUUGAAGCAUUACUUAAUUUAGCUGCCCUCCGUACACUAUCGGCCCCUGUAUCUGACAGAAGUGAAGUUGAAUCUCCUCUUCUGUUCGCUGCUCUGUGAAAAAUCGUAUCUGGUGCUCCGUUUUGUUACGGGGUCAUCACAAGUACUGCCAUCUAAUGGACCCGACUACUCCAAUCUGAGGGAAAUCAUCUGUGAUCUUGAGGAAUGUAAUUUCGCACUGAACCACUUUCUUCCAAUUGUUCAAGUGUCAUUUGCCUUUGAAUGCUGCACCUCGCACGGAAUGCCGACUGCCGCUGGGAAGCGAGCAGCGCCUCAGUGAGGUCUAGACCAGCCGUCUGCCCCGUCUAAUGAGCCAGACGCGACGCAAACAGCCGUCUGGGGCGCGGACAGCCGACCCGAAUUAAUGGUGCCUUCGCCGACAGGCUGUAAAUCGAGUCUCGGCAUCCAAAUUGUCUGGCGCAGGUGAGACCCAGCCAGUGCGAAAUGGCGCACUCCCCUCCUCCAGCGAAAGCUGGAAGCUGGUUUCCUUAGCAUGCGAACAGGGUGUCUUCUUAACUGUUACUGUUCUCGCAUCGAUUUUUCCGUUGUUUCUCUUUCUUAGAAGUUUGUUAAGGAACUUUUGCCACGAGAUUUGUGGCCACAUACUUCCAGGUUUGCCGAAACGUCUGAUAUUAUUAUAAUAUCUAUUUGAUAAAGCAUCAGUUUAGAACACAGAAAGAAUAUGGAUGAGUCAUUUGCUAUGCUAAUUCGUUGUCCACUGAUUUUCGUGAUAAUAAUUGCAGAAGAAUUGCCACAUUUCUCGCGUCUUUCCACAAUUUUCUGUUAGAAGUUUCUAUCUUGUGCUAAUAUUUUCAGUCUUACAGACCUAGUACACCCAGUAUUAUUUCUUUCCAGUACCUACUCAUUGUGUCAAUUAGUAAUUUCACCUCCUUACGUAAUUUCUAAGAUAAAUCUGUAACAUUAUAUUUCAAAUGUUACCAUUUUCUUCUUGUCACCUCUUCCAAUGGCUCAUGUUUGAGCUACGCAGGGUACUGUAGAUGUAAAAGCCCACAUAUAAAACAUGUACAUUGUUGUGUCGAACGAAACUUCAUUCAGCUGUGCAGUCUGAGUUGGAAGUCUCUCUCGCUUCGACUUCGUUGCUUGAACAGACAAGAUAAACUUUUCUCUCUCUUUUUUUCCUUUUUCUUUUUAACUGCUUUUCCUUCAAUUGUAAUUUCAUUAUUUGCCGGUGUCCUCCCGACUACUCUUCAUCUUAAUAAUAUUUUGUAAACACUUAACUCAUAUUCUACACUCAGUUUCUUAUUAGAAUCGUCCGCUAUGUGAACUGUAUAUCAAUUUUCCUAUUUAGAAGAAUACUUAUUCAUUUAUCUCGACACAAAAUCGAGUUCCCUAUCAUGAUUAGUACUGUAGCAACUACACCAUGAAUGUAAGUAAACAAAAGCAUUUUAUCUCAGUUUUUACACUACCACAUACAGUACCAACGAACGGUUAUGUAUCUAGCCAUUUAUUUAACAAGGAAACUUAAUCUUAUAAAGGUCUGAAAAAAUACGCCGUGAAUUUAAUUACUAUCAUCAUCGUCAUCUUCUGCACACAUUAGACUUGGCUUACUCACAGAAAUUAGUCAACGUCCCUCUGUCUUGCGUCAGAUCGCCUAGUAUUACCUUGUCCUGUUGAUUUUCAUUUGUAUAGUAUUUGUUGUAGUGCUCCACCCUGCCAAUGUGCUCUUUCCAUUUACUUCUGUGUUCUCAUGGUUUUUUUUCAUUUCAAGACAUUAAUCCCAAUUCUGCUCUUAUUUCUGUAUUUCCCUUUCGAUAUUGGCAUGACUAUUCUUCUAUACAUUGAUAAAAACUCAUUUACAAAAUCCAAAUGAUAAGUGUAUGUUUUUGUCUUGUUAUCUAGGUUUCGUUUCUCUUCAUAGCAGAUGGGUAUAGCAGUAUUUUGUAAAAACUUAUAAGUGUCUCUUUGCUUUCUAUCUUUUUAAGCUUUAUUUAAUAAUUUUCAAGAAAAAUUUCUCUGCCUCCGUCGAAAAUUAAUUUCAUUCUAUGUGAUACAUUGCAUCCUUAGACUUAGUUGCUUGCUUGAUGCCGCUCCAUUCAUUACAAUUUUGGACCUUAUUUUGUUUCUCACGGAAGCCAUCACAUAGCUACUUUUGUAGUGCUAUGCUGGUAUUUGUAGAUUACUUUGACUGUUAAGAUUCUGAAUUUGGUAAAUUAAAUAUGUUAGCACUGGAUGUCUUAUUGUAGCUCCAUGUCAUUUCGUCAUUUUUCUACUACUACCCUUCAAUUUUACGUCAGUAGGUGAAUCAGAAAAGGGCUGUGAAAAAGAUGAUAUUGAAUGGACAGAAUAAACUUUUCUUGUCCUACUGACAACGAUAUUCGUUGUAAGAAACAAAACAUUAAGGCUGAAGAUACUGAUAUGAGUUACGUCCCUACAGCUCAACGAAUCUCUUCCUAGCCGUAUUGAAGUAGGCAGAGCGAUAACUCUUCGCCUGUCCUGCAAAUAGCAAGAAAAAGUAACGGGAAGAGGAGGAGGUGCUCUUUGCAGCAGUCUUUCGCUUUGUCUCCGCUAGAGCGCCCCAGUAGCUGUAUGGUUCCGAGCGGUGUCUGCCGCUGCCCCACCACACGUGUGGACUGCCGCUUAUCCUUCCUGCGGAGCCAAUUUCGGGGUGGGGUAUGGCCUGGUGGAGGGGUGGGAGGUGGGGGUGCUACAGAUGAAAUAGCUCGGCGUUAAAGCCGUAACGCGGCCCCAGGGAUCGCUCCACGCUACGGCAGCACAGAGGCCUCAGCGCUGCUCAAAGGUAGAGCGCAAAGUCUCACGCCUUGCCUUGUUCACUCCCCUAUUCCAUUUAUUCACCUGCGUCAAGAGAUGGAUAAAAAAGAAAGGUGCCGUUACUUUCAUCGGCCCCUGUACUCGUAACCAAAUCAAAUAGUAGCUUAGGGUAUUUCAUGAUAUUCUCUGUUACCAGUAUUCUGCCAAUGAGACUCUCGUACCAUCACCAUAUUUAUUGCUAAACCAUCAUGUUCAUAGUAUUACUGUGUAACGUACAAUGUGGACCACCCUCACUAGUAUAAUAAACGUAAUAAAUUAAAAAAAAAUGAAAUGACUUGUAUGUGAUCGAACGUUAAAGGAAAUCAUUAGCUCAUAUUUCGCAUCAUUCGUGUGAAGUCUCUUGUGUUGAGAAAACGUAUAUAAAUGCACAACACUCCGAAUUACGUAUGGAAUGCUGUGUUGCAACAUGAACCAUAGUUAUGGAAUGUUCAUCUCAUUAUUAAACUGUAAAUAAUGUAUUUUUGUAAUAUACGUAAUAAAUCAGUAUUAGCAAUAUGA